UGGGGGCAGUGCUCAAAGCGUCCAGUUUCCCGGAUGAAGGUUCAGUCAGCGUGAAUAUGGCGCAGAGAGCACGAGCAGUGCGCUCGUGAAGGGAUCUGUGACGGCUACGCGCAUUUAGCUAGUUUAAGCUAAAUUCGUAAAAGAAACUUUUACCGACUCUAUGAAGUUAUUUUCUCAGCGGACACUCUUUACACUACAGGUCUGAUGCUCUGCUGCAGUCAUGUUCAGCAAGAAGAAAAAGCAACGCAUCCAGAUCUCAGCUCCCUCUAACUUUGAGCAUCGCGUUCACACUGAUUUUGAUGAGCAUGAGCAGAAGUUUGUGGGGCUUCCGCGUCAAUGGCAGAGCCUCAUUGAGGACACGGCCAAGAGGCCGAAACCCUUUAUCGAUGCCUCCGUUAUUACUACUGUAGAGCCACGAAAGCAGGCAAUCGUACGGGGUCGUAAGAUCGGUGACGAUGGCUCACUCACGUGGCUGCUGGAUGAGUUUGAGACCAUGUCGGUAAUCCGUUCAAACUCUUUAAGGAGAGACAGUCCACCACUGCAGCCCCGUCGAGACUCCGGUUCAUCAGGAGGAGGUCAAGAAAACGGAGAGCACCCCCACCAGCAAAGGCCCAGACAGCAACAGGAGCAGCCAGGUAUUGAUCACAGACAGGCCCAACAUCCAUCCCGUUCAUCCAGAGAGGACGGACGCCCUUACCAGCAGCCUCGUGGUCAAGAGCCCAGCAGACACAAAGAUAUCGAUUGGUCAGGAGGGCCACCAGUUCCCAAGCCGAGGGAACGAGAUCGAGAACCCCGGGAAUAUCACGAUCAGGUUGUCAGAAGAGAGGGGGCCAAUGAUAAGAGACCCAAAUCCAGCUACACAGGCCGAGACACCAGCCCACAGUCGCCCCGUGACAAGAGACCACUCUCUGGGCCAAACAUUCGCACCCCCAAUCUACCCGUUACGGAUGGAGUGAUAAAAACGGCACAGCAGGCCAGCCGACCUUUCAACACGUACCCACGAUCUGAAAGCGAUUCUGGGAGAAGCCCCAGUGGCCAGGAUUUAAAAGCAGGCAAAUCUCAUGAGUCUCCCCAUCACAACGGCCCCUCCACCGGUCCAGUCCGAGCUGGCAGCAUUGGAGGUAAACCUGCCUCUCAAGGCCAGCCCAGAGCAGAACCCCAGCAUCAUGCUUCCCACCCAGCUUUAGGUCCUGAGCCCCCUCAUGGCCAGCAUAUACCCCCUCCACCAAAACCGCAGGCCCCGGCAGCACCUCCCCAGCAGGCCCGCUCACCUCAAAGGGAGCCGCAGCGGGUUUCCCACGAGCAGUUCAGGGCCGCUCUGCAGAUGGUGGUUGACCCCGGGGACCCACGCACUUACCUAGACCACUACAUCAAGAUCGGUGAAGGUUCCACUGGUAUUGUGUGUAUCGCAACAGUGAAGCCCACAGGCAAGCUGGUGGCUGUGAAGAAGAUGGACCUGAGAAAACAGCAGCGACGAGAAUUGCUCUUUAAUGAGGUGGUGAUCAUGCGGGACUAUCACCAUGAGAACGUGGUAGACAUGUACAACAGUUACUUAGUAGGGGAUGAACUUUGGGUCGUCAUGGAGUUCCUUGAGGGUGGAGCUUUGACUGACAUUGUUACACAUACUAGGAUGAAUGAAGAGCAGAUUGCCACAGUCUGUUUGUCUGUACUGAAGGCGCUCUCAGUGCUUCACUCUCAGGGAGUCAUUCACAGAGACAUCAAGAGUGAUUCAAUUCUCCUCACUCAUGAUGGCAGGAUAAAGCUAUCAGACUUUGGCUUCUGUGCCCAGGUAUCGAAAGAGGUGCAACGCAGGAAGUCUCUUGUAGGAACGCCCUAUUGGAUGGCCCCUGAGCUCAUCUCAAGACUCCCAUAUGGCCCAGAGGUGGAUAUUUGGUCACUUGGAAUAAUGGUGAUUGAAAUGGUGGACGGAGAGCCGCCGUACUUUAAUGAGCCUCCGCUCAAGGCUAUGAAGAUGAUCAGAGACAACCUUCCACCUAAACUCAAAAAUCUCCACAAGGUCUCGCCACUUCUCAAGGGAUUUUUAGAUAGGAUGCUUGUACGAGAUCCUGCCCAGAGAGCUACAGCUCAAGAGCUGUUAAAGCAUCCCUUCAUGACUAAAGCAGGUCCUCCUUCUUGCAUUGUCCCUCUCAUGAGGCAGAAUCGCAUGAGAUGAGAGGAUAAAUCAGGGCGGGAUCUGACGCAAGCCCUCUGCUAAGCGCAAAGCAAAAUGGAGGUCUACUCCGCACGUUUAACCAUUCUAUGAUUGUACAGGCCAUAGAUACUGAAGACGCUACAUUGAGAGGGCUUUUUACCAUCUCAUAAAACACACAGAUGUGGUGACAUGAAAUAGACAUGAUUGGAGGUCCCUACAGUGUUCUGCUUAAAGAAUGGCCUUUUUGAUCCUUCGGCUUUCUGGUUUCUUCCCAGAAAUGCCGGGAAACAUCUCAGUGGGCUUGACUUUAAAGACUGCGCUUUUGAAUGAACUGAGUAUGUUGAGGUUUAAACAUUGUGAAAAUGAACCACUUGGAUAUUCUAAUCUGCCAUCAACGUAACGCAACAGAUUUUCACGGAUUUUCCUAAACCUCUCCGCACUUCAUCUUUUGCACCAGGAACACACUACUCGAUUGGGUUUUGAACGGGAAAACAACUACUGAAGAAGAUUCUUUAAUUUAAAAAAAAAACGAAAAAGAGAGAAAAUAUACGUUCCUGUUAUGACACUAAACGAUGGUAAACACUGGAGGUGUUUUGUUUCUUAAUUUUGUUUUUAAUGAGCUAUAUCAAAUAGUUUCCAUGCUGUUUUACAAAGUUUUUUUUUAAUGAUUUGAAAGAUUGCGCUGCACUCCAAAUGAUUUUCACACAGAAACUUCCUCCUUUAAUUCAUUGUUCCACUUUUUUUACAUAAUAAAGGGGGGAGGUGUGGGUGUGGGACUUCUUUUCCAACCGAUUCAAAAACUUUCAUUAGCACAUCAGUUUAAGUUGUUUUUCCUGCAGUCUGCCCUACAUUUGAAUUUCGAUCUCUUGCAUAUUUAAAGUAUCAGAGAUUUUCUCUGAAGGAUUCAUCUGUGGUAUAUUCUCCAGGAACGAUGAACGGAAAGUUUUACUAUACUUCUGUAUAGUUUAUAGUUGAGCAUUCUGUAUGCUUUCGUGUAUUAGAGUUUUUUUAGAAACUGAAAUGAACACUAUAGCUAUAGAUUUUGUUGAUCCCACCAUGUGACAGCUGCUAGAACUGCUACAAAAAGCACACAAUAUACAAGCAAACGUGUUUUUAUGUUUAAAUACUGAUAUAUAAAUGGUCAUUUACACUACUGCUCUCCACGUCUAGAACCCAAUGCCAUCAUUUAGGAUUUAAAGAGGCAUAGUACUUUAUUAGUUUGCACCUAGAGAGCAACCAAAGACAGGAUUAUAAUAUCAGUUAGUCCAAACAUAUUUCUGUGUAUUUGGUACACUGACUGUCCUAGUACACUACAAACUACACUACACAUCACAUCACAUUAAGAUUGCUUAUAUUUGUUUUAUGGUCUGUCACUAACUUGGUUCACAAAAGUUUAACCAAUACAUGAGAGACUGCUUAAAAAUUAUUUAGAUUUGGUAUUCGUUGUAAUGAAAAUAGGUUGGACCGUUCAUGCGAAUCAGGUCACUGGAUUGUUGUCUAAAGCUGUGAGGGCAAACUGUACAAUUGACAGUUUAUUGAUCAUCAAUAAAUUGAUUAAGAUGUAAUAUAGAGAGAGAUUAAUCCUAGACUGAAGCAGUGGCCAAUGUAUAUAUGUUUGGUUAUUUAAACAAAAAUGAAUUAUUUGCCUAAACUUGUAACACAGCAAGCAUAACUCUAAUCUUAGAUCUGAAGUCAUGAAAAAAUUAAUGAUUGACAGGCCGUUGUUAUAAAAAAGUUAUUUUUACCCACCAGGAUUUUAUUUUAUUUUUUAUUGUGGACUGUUACUUUUUCAAGAAGUAUGACAAUCAGGCAUUUGAACAAAGUAUGUUUUACAGUAAUAGCAUUAAUACUUUUUCAAUUAGGAGGAAGUAGCAUGUAUAGGGUCACAUUAAUGUUUAUCUGUGGUUUUAGGCAUAAUUUGUGAUUUAACAAACUGCACUGACACAAACUUUGAGUAGCAUUCUAACAAAACAAUAACAACCUUAAUGCAUGAAGAUCUUUUAUUGCAACAGAACAUGUGCCCUUUUCCUUUUAGUCAUUUCUUUUAAUACACCUGCAAAUUUCGACUGUUAGCUUUUGAAACUGGAGACCUCUCUAUAACCUGAAGCCUUAUUUGUUUGGAUGCGUGAAUGGAAAAUGCUGUACUGUGAGCAAAACGGUUUGCAUGAUGCAUAUUUGCCUUUUCUCUUCAUUCACAGGUUUAAGAUGUAUUACAUUCCCAGACAAUAUGUGAGCAUGAUCUGUUUGAAGAUAUGAACUGAUUUUUUGUGUUUGUUUUCGAAUGUUGUCCUUGCAUAACUUUGGUAACGUUAGCAAAUGCUCUCUGGAAGGGUACAUUGUUUUAUAAUACGGCUUUCUUUUAUACAGUUACAUCCUAGAUUGCCUCUGCAUUUACACUAAACGGAUAUUCCGUAUUCUGCUGUUGUCAUGUAUUUUUUUUAAAGCCUAAUAGGUUUCUAAUUUCUAAUCUUGCACUGUAAACAAAUUUAGUUUUGUUUUAAAGUCUGUAACCAUAAUAGACUGUUGUGUCAGCAUGUACAUAUUUGAACAAAAACCCUUUUGUCUGAGAUAUUGAAUAGAAGAACUGAAGACUCGAACAUUCUGACAUAAUCUAGAUGACCGAUUGAUUAUUUUGGAUUUAUGUGUUAAAGUAAUCCUCAAAAACCUUUUGGAUUCACAACUGCUACUGACAGACCAACAUGUUUGUGAAAUGUAAACUGGUUCAUACCGUUUCCCUUGUUCUUUGUUCAUUUAAUUUUUUAAGUGUUGACAUUUUUGAUUGACAGCCUAUGUCAGUUUCCUCUAUCAUAUGUGAAAUUUAACUGGUGGUAAAAUGGACUUCAAACUGAUUUUUGAGAUUUUCAAAUACAGUUUUUAAACCUA
Messenger RNA from Misgurnus anguillicaudatus (oriental weatherfish), 5035 nucleotides. RefSeq names its product p21 protein (Cdc42/Rac)-activated kinase 4 (gene pak4). Lineage: Eukaryota; Metazoa; Chordata; Actinopteri; Cypriniformes; Cobitidae. The record is from RefSeq and is a predicted model, not a curated record. Gene Ontology annotation, molecular function: protein serine/threonine kinase activity; ATP binding. Gene Ontology annotation, biological process: protein phosphorylation.